Acanthamoeba castellanii str. Neff is the source of this 237-nucleotide messenger RNA. RefSeq names its product glutamine synthetase. The coding region runs from base 1 to 237 and encodes 78 amino acids. Gene Ontology annotation, molecular function: glutamine synthetase activity. The transcript has 2 exons. The record is from RefSeq and is a predicted model, not a curated record. Gene Ontology annotation, cellular component: cytoplasm. NCBI's taxonomy places the organism in Eukaryota, Discosea, Longamoebia, Acanthamoebidae.
AUGGAACACAUCUCCGUGUACGGCGAGGGUAACGAGAGGCGGCUCACCGGCCACCACGAGACCGCGCCCAUCACCAAGUUCUCCUACGGCGUCGCCAACCGAGGUGCGUCCAUCCGCAUUCCCCGCCACACGUUCGAGAAGCAGCGCGGCUACAUCGAGGAUCGUCGCCCCGCCUCCAACGUCGAUCCCUACCCCGCCUCUGCCCGCCUCAUGCAGACCAUCCUCCUCGACCCCUAG